Messenger RNA from Acaulospora colombiana, 1080 nucleotides. The record is from the annotation of a GenBank genome assembly. Lineage: Eukaryota; Fungi; Glomeromycota; Glomeromycetes; Diversisporales; Acaulosporaceae.
AUGGGCAAAAAUCAGAAUGUCGAGCCCAAGUUUAAGUUAUCCACGACGACAGCGGACUCGGUUCAAGAUUAUUUAUUUGUGUUGCAAGAUCCCAAAGGCUGGAACACGCUUCCAAAGAUUCAAGCCGCGGUGUCAUCAUUUAUUUCAGCCGAGAAGUCAGCGUCUGCUUCUCCCGCGAAUCAAAGGAACGGCUCUAUACCUCCGACCGGAAAGAACGUUCCUCUGAGGAAGAAUCCAACUCAAAAGGAGCUCGAGACACGCAGGGAGAUCCUUACUCGGGACAAAUACUUGGCCGAUCGUCACACGACGCUUGUGCUGCAAGAGAAAUGUAUAACCGAAGAGGAAUUCUGGGAGCUCAGAAAAAUGGCGCAGCAAAAAGGCAGGUCCUCCAUAAUACCUACCUUGCGUCCGGUGACUGAAGAAGGUGGGGAUUCUAAAGUUAACAUUCACAAAUCACUGAUCGAUGAAAUAUUUGAUGAAUAUCCGCGUGUAAAGGCGGCGUUCGAUGAAUAUGUAAAGAAACAGAAAAUGUUAUCUGAAAGUGAAUUUUGGAAGCGAUAUGUUCAAUCAAAAUUCAAUGAUCGAUCAAAUGGCUCUCUGGGGAUCAGCGACGAGAUAUUUGAUAAAUGCUGGACGGAGACGGAAAAGGAUCUGAACAAUGAAGACGAGCCAGAACGUAAGAGGAUAAAAAUUAGCAUUCUUCGAGAUUUGAACGCCACAAAGGAAGACCACGUAGAGGUCGAUCUUGAACACGACAUCACCAUGAAGCCUGGACGACAGGCUAAAAUCAUUUCGCUGAUUAGACGUAACAAUCGGCAUGGUUCACGAAUAUUAGAAGCCUCCAGGAGGAAUGAGAUUCAGAAAACCAAGGAAUACACAAAUGAGAUUAUGAUAGAAGAUCUAAACUCUGAACAGCCCACCGAAAGACCCGUGUUGGACAUAAAAGAUCAACGGGAGUAUUUUUCGGGUCAAAAGUUGGAUCGCGACUAUGAUGUCGAGAUGGAUGAUAUUGAGAAGACAAGUGAGAUUCUCAAUGAUUUCAAGAAUUCAUUUGCCAACUGGAAAUCAGACCUAUCAGGG